Didymodactylos carnosus is the source of this 1377-nucleotide messenger RNA. The record is from the annotation of a GenBank genome assembly. Lineage: Eukaryota; Metazoa; Rotifera; Eurotatoria; Philodinida; Philodinidae.
CACUCAAGAAAAUAUCACUGGAGGUUCAUUGCUAACCGAUUUGCUUAUUCGUAAUGUUUAUUAUCCAAGUACGAAUAGUAAUCAAACGGAUGGUGGAACUAUUCUUGCAUCAUACACUGGUGAACAAGAUUCGAUGAUCUGGCAAUCUUUCUCUGAAGCAGAGGCUAAUUAGCAUUGAAACUAUUGAUUAAAAUUCAUAAAAAUUCACCGAAUAUUCGUGACUAUUUUCAAGGCGGAAAAAUCAAACAUUGGUGUGUAGAUCCUUAUGAACGUGGAGCUUUUACUACUCCCAUUCCAUCACCGCCUGAAAUUAUUGAAUUACAAUCACCCAUUUCGAAUAUGCAUUUUAUUGGUGAGCAUACAAGUUUAGUACGUGGAAUGAUCGAAGGUGCUCUCUCAUCGGCAAUACGAGGGGCUAUAGCCAUUACAGAAAAUGCAAAUACAACAUUCGAUGCAAUCAUCGUAGGUGGAGGUUUUAAUGCUAAUCAAUCAACAGUCGAAGGUGAUUUCCGAUCGAUUAAACAAACAUGUGAAAAACGUCAAAUGGGUUGUGAAUUUUUGAAUAGUACACAAUUACACAUGCGCUAUCCAACAUUCUCGUUUCCUCCUCAAUAUCAAGCUACAUUUCUGCCUGAUAAUCGAUUUUUACUUGAUUACGUUCCACAGACAAAUAGACGAGUACUGAUACAAGCUGCCGGCUGGAGCAUGAAAUUUGUGCCUGUUUGGGGUGAUAUUCUUUCGGACAUGAUCUUUCUUGAUGAAGCUAUGAAUUCAUCUUCAAAGUAUGCACCAUAUAUGGAAUAUUUUUCGUUAUCACGACCCAAUGGAGUUAUUGAAAGCACAACAAUAACCAGCAAAGGAUUUCAAACUAAAUCCAUAUGCUUUCUUACUCUUGUUCUCUCAUUUUAUACUGCUUUCUUUUGAACAAUUAGAAAACUUCUUAGUUUAGAAAUUAUGUGUUUAAAUUUCCAAUUUUAUAGAACGUUUUAGUAGAAUGCUCUUUUGUGUCGACUAGAUGAUCCAAAAUGGGUCGAGAAAUAUAGCUAUGUCAAGAGAUCACAACAAAGAUUAGUGAGACUAAGUUUUUUAGUAUAUAAGUUUGCAUUUAGUGGUGGAAAAUCCACACGCAAACGAUUGAAGGAGAUAUCUGCUAUUCGAUCAAUACCAUACAUUCAAUAAUGAAAUAUAUUAAUAUUAUAAUAGAUUCUCCGUUCAGUCUUAAACUUCUGUUUUCUGAAGCAAUUCAGUUUUACAGUAUCGGGCAAUGAAUUCCACAUAGAAGUUGUAUAAGGGAAAAAAGAUUUUUCUGCACGUACAGACUUUAAGUGCAGCUGUUUCAACUCAGGUCGAUUGCGAAGCGAAUAAGGAACUGAAUCG